GUCAAUACAAAGUAGAACAUUUAGAUAAAGUAUCUAAAGCUCUUUACGAAGAAUAUGGUGACAUCGUUAAAGUUGAUGGUUUAUUAGGAAAACCAGAUAUGUUAUUUAUUUUUAAUCCAGAUGAAAUUGAAAAUGUUUUUCGACAAGAAGAUUCGAUGCCUUUAAGACCAUCAAUGCCAUCGUUGAAUUAUUAUAAACACGUGUAUAGAAAGGAUUUUUUUGGCGAAGAAGCUGGAGUUAUUGCAGUACAUGGUGAAAAUUGGCAAAUAUUUCGCUCGAAAGUCAAUAAAAUCUUAUUACAACCGAGAAUUGCUAAAAUGUACAUGAAACCAAUUGAAAAGGCUGCUCAAGAAUUUGUUGAAAGAAUUGAAAAAAUUAAAGAUUUAAACCAGGAAGUACCUGAAAAUUUCUUAAAUGAAGUGCAUAAAUGGUCGCUGGAAUCAAUUGCAAGUGUAGCCCUUGACGUCCAAUUGGGAUGUCUUCAAGAAAAUUACCCGGAAGACACACAAAUUUUAAUCGACGCUGUUAACGAAUUUUUUGUUAAUGUUCCAAUUUUAGAAUUAAAAACACCAUUUUGGACUUUUAUGAAAAAUCCAAUGUAUUACCCAACUUUUAAACGCUAUAUUGAAGCUUUAGAAACAAUAAGAAAAAUUUGCUUAAAAUACAUCAACAAAUCAUUAGAAAACGCAUCAUUAAAACAAAACCAAGAACCAUCUGUUUUACAACGAGUUUUAAAAAUGGAUAAUAACAUUAAAACGGCUUGUAUUUUAGCGUUGGACAUGUUUUUAGUUGGAAUAGACACGACUUCUAAUUCCGUGGCUUCUAUAUUAUAUCAAUUAGCUUUACAUCCAGAAAAACAACAAAUUCUUUAUGAUGAAAUUAAAAGAGAGAUGGGAGAUAACAAGGAUUUAAAUGAACAAAGAAUUGAAAAUUUAACAUAUCUGAAAGCUUGUAUAAAAGAAACUAUGAGAAAAUAUCCUGUUGUUAUUGGAAAUGGCCGAACAACAAAGAAAGAUUGCAUAAUCGGGGGAUACCACAUUCCCAAAGGAGUUCAUAUAAUUUUUCCUCAUAGCACUAUUUGCAAUACGGAAAAAUUCUUUGAAAAAAGUGAUGAAUUUUUACCAGAAAGAUUUCUAAAAAGCUGCCCUAUUCGUUUAAAUUCUAAAGAAGCUCAAGAUAAAAACGAUUUAAAUCCAAAUAACCACCAUCCUUUCGCAUCUUUACCAUUCGGUUACGGAAAACGAAUGUGUUUAGGAAGAAGAUUCGCUGAAUUGGAAAUACAAACUGUUAUCGCCAAAGUUAUUCAAUCAUACAAAGUUGAAUAUCAUCAUAAAUUAUUGGAUUAUCAUGUUCACCCAAUGUACACACCAAAUGGACCAUUAAAAUUAAAAUUUAUUAAACGUAAUUAA
Onthophagus taurus is the source of this 1409-nucleotide messenger RNA. NCBI's taxonomy places the organism in Eukaryota, Metazoa, Arthropoda, Insecta, Coleoptera, Scarabaeidae. The record is from RefSeq and is a predicted model, not a curated record.